AUGACCUCACGGCAAAAUAGGUGCCGCACAGUUCCAACUGGGAUGUCCCUCUCACUGGAAGAACAAGUUUACCCGACUGAGACUGUAAAGACGGCGCCUCCUCCAAGGGUCCCGGGCUACUACCCCUCCCUCCAGCCCCAUGCCCACUACCUCGACGUGCUGCGCUCCUCCGAAGAAGUGCUUCAGCCUCUCAAGUCCCUGGGCAGGCUGGUCAGUGACUCCAGUCCAGUCAUGCCCUUCACGGUCAGCGGCUUCUCAUUCCUCAGCGAGUCUCCCCCGGCCACCGAGCGCAUCUGCAGCAUCCUGCCCACCGCCCCGCUCUUCGGUAAAAUGCCGAGCAGCGUUAACCCAGUUUACCCCCGAAGCCGCGAGAAGCCGGGCGUUCCCGCGUCCCGUCCGACUGCCCCGUCGAGUCCCGGAGAGCGGCAGGGUCGGCGCCACCGCAUGCCGCCGCACUCCAGCGGCGAGUCCCCGGGCUCUCAGCGCUACCCCGGGGAGGCGAAUGCAGCCGCCCGGCACCGUCAGUCCGGCCACUUCACCGAGGAGGACCUCAACGCUGUUCUAUAUGGUCGCAUGAACUCAGGCAACGACGAUCGGCCAGCUGGUCAUGCUAUCUCAGGGCUGCGGAUAUCUGGAAACACAGGAAAAGUGGUGAAUAUGAGUGAAAUUAAAACCUACGACGACAACUCCUACAUGUGGGAGAUAUUUGAAGACGGCCGCUUGAGUCACUUCAUCGACGGGAAAGGGGCGGCGAGUAACUGGAUGGCGUUGGUCAACUGCGCCAGGUCGCCCCAAGAGCAGAACCUGACUGCCGUGCAGAGCGAGGGAAAGAUCUUCUACGAGACCUGCAAGGACGUGCGGGAGAACCAGGAACUGCUGGUGUGGUAUGGAGACUGCUACCUGCAGUUUAUGGGAAUACCGGUCACUUUAAAGGAAAUGACUGAAAGCCCAUUCACAGAGCAAGCCGAAGAGUCCGGAGAGGGCUUUAAAUGUGAGAGGUGCGGCAAGGUAUUCGCUUACAAGUACUAUAGAGACAAGCAUCUGAAGUACACCCGGUGCGUAGACCAGGGCGACCGCAAAUACCCCUGCCACCUGUGCAGCAGGUCGUUCGAGAAGAGGGACAGACUGAGGAUCCACAUCCUGCACGUACACGAGAAGCACCGGCCGCACAAAUGCUCAGUGUGUGGGAAGAGCUUCUCGCAAUCCUCCAGCCUUAACAAACACAUGAGGGUUCAUUCAGGAGAGCGACCAUACAAGUGUGUCUACUGCAAUAAGGCCUUCACUGCCUCAAGCAUCUUACGAACCCAUAUCCGCCAGCACUCUGGAGAAAAACCCUUCAAAUGCCGUCACUGUGGCAAAGCAUUUGCCUCUCAUGCAGCCCACGACAGCCACGUGAGGCGCACACAUUCUAAAGACAAGAUGUUUUCCUGUGAAAUCUGCUCCAAGACUUUUAUGGAAGCACACGAGCUCAGUUAUCACCAGAUGAACCGCAAAUACCUCACUCCAACUCCGACUGAAGGUGGAGAAAGUCAGCAUGGACUGGGGACUGAAUCGGAAAUCUUCCUGGAUAAAUACGCGCGGCAUUUGAUGGCGAUUUUUGCUCGAAUGCUUGUCGUCACCCCGGGUUACGACCCUAUGGAGAAUUAUGACUGCAUUUAG
This is a messenger RNA of Pristis pectinata (smalltooth sawfish), 1659 nucleotides long. It is a transcript of the gene prdm14, whose product is annotated as PR domain containing 14. The transcript is spliced from 9 exons. Gene Ontology annotation, molecular function: protein binding; RNA polymerase II transcription regulatory region sequence-specific DNA binding. Gene Ontology annotation, biological process: regulation of transcription by RNA polymerase II. The record is from RefSeq and is a predicted model, not a curated record. Gene Ontology annotation, cellular component: nucleus. NCBI's taxonomy places the organism in Eukaryota, Metazoa, Chordata, Chondrichthyes, Rhinopristiformes, Pristidae. Bases 1 to 1659 code for a protein of 552 amino acids.